This is a messenger RNA of Branchiostoma floridae (Florida lancelet), 1132 nucleotides long. RefSeq lists its product as uncharacterized. NCBI's taxonomy places the organism in Eukaryota, Metazoa, Chordata, Leptocardii, Amphioxiformes, Branchiostomatidae. The record is from RefSeq and is a predicted model, not a curated record. The transcript has 4 exons. The coding region runs from base 125 to 574 and encodes 149 amino acids.
CACGUACACAGUACCUCGUAGACGUACACACUUACUCGUCACUGUUAUUUUGUGGAAGCUGUCUUGGGCGACGGUACAUUUUAGGUCCCUUAAACAUCUUAAGUUCGAACUUACGAAGAGGAAGAUGAAGCUUUUUGCCAAGAUCGUCGUGAUCAUCGUCAUUGUGACAGUGGCUGAUUCCGCAAGGAAGAAACCAACGAAAUGCAACGAGAAGAAGUUUGAUGUUGCGGGCUGUGUCCCCGAAGUGUGUCCUAAAGAACAGCCGGUAUACAACUGCUUGGUUGACCCCUGUGAGGGGAAAACCUGCCCUGGCACCCCUGAUGCUCAAUGUGUGGCUAACUACUGCGGUGGCUGCAAUGCCGAGUUCUACACCUGUGGAUGCGUGCCAGCCUGUUGUGGAGGCCAUAAUCAACCAUGUGACACCGGACUGCCACACGCAAGCGAGGACGACUGCGCAUGCCAGGGAGACUUGGUGUGUUGUGCCAACGAGGAUGACUUCCGUACGGGGACGUGCCUAACCCAGCAAGAGGCGGACAAGAAGGGAGACAUCUGUAACCCUUCCAUCCGUGGUUGAAACUUACAACGCUUAGCUUCACCUUUAUCCGUAGGGUAACCUUUAUCCGCAGGGGAACCUUUAUCCGUUGUUCGUAAAAUCAACAUUCAGAACCAGGCAGGGAUGAGUCCGCAAAGACGGUGGUUUCAAAUUGCAAUAUUUUCAAAAUAUUGCAGUUGCUUUAAAAAUAGCCCAACAUCCGGAUACUUGAUAUCCCUAAAUAACGAUUUUAAAAGACAACGGCUAUAGGACAUUACCCCGGGAAUAAAAGUGAAGGAGGCGUAAAUGAAUACCGUGACUGAUCUAAGGAGAUUCUAUCAAUUAAAGAAGCAAACUUAGACUCUAAUGUCUAACACGAAAUUCAAUUUUCCAAAACCCAUAACUUUAGCAUUUGUGACAAAAUUUGUCAUUGGGCAAUCUACAGUAAGAAUAAUUCUUAGACCACAGCAUGUUAAAAUUUAUGGAGGACGCUUGUUAAUUUUUGUCUGAUUUCAGAAGAAAAAUCUUUUCUUCUUUGAAUAUGGUUUACAUGACAAGAAAUGACCCAAAGGGACAAUAAAUUGUGUUGUAGCCUUAGAU